Molecule: messenger RNA, 1032 nt
Organism: Nerophis lumbriciformis (worm pipefish)
Lineage: Eukaryota; Metazoa; Chordata; Actinopteri; Syngnathiformes; Syngnathidae
Source: RefSeq, a predicted model, not a curated record
AUGCUCGGAAUCAUCUUCAUCAUUCUCGGCCUAUUGCAUGUGGCUCCCGGAGACCCAGCCAUCCAAAUGAUGGGCAUCGGUGGGGGUAGCUCAAGUGGAGAGGUUACCCAGGAAAACGUGGACUUCGAAGCGCGCAUCGCUGCGUUCAAGAAGGAGCAUGCGCUCGACCGCAGCUUCAUGGUCCAGUACCUGGGAUUCCUUGGGCCCUUCAACGUGAAACCCGACGGCCACGAGUUGUUCGGUGGGGAUGGUCGCCGACCCUACGGAGGCUUCCUGGCGUUCGACUUUGGCAAGGAGCUUCUCAACAAGAACAAGCUCAUCGGCGAUGAGAUCAAACAGCGUUUGCUCUCCACGACUCUGCCCUUGGCCUUGAUCUCGAUCAUGCUGACGUAUCUGCUGGCUCUUCCGAUUGGGAUCUAUUCCGCCAAUCGUGCGGGAACGACGAUUGACACGGUCACUACUGUCGGGCUCUUCGUCAUGUACUCGAUUCCAGUCUUCUGGGCAGGCUUGAUGUUGAAAUUGGCCUUUGGAGCGACGGGAUUGGGCCUUUUGCCUGUGAUUGGCUUGCAUAGCCGAGACGCGGCGGAGAUGUCGACGAUCCCAUACCUCUGGGAUGCAUUCAAACACUUUCUGAUGCCCGUGACCGUCAUGACUUACGGCAGCUUGGCGUACAUUUCACGCCAGAUGCGAACGGGCAUGAUCGAGGUUAUCCAUCAGGACUUCAUUCGCACCGCCCGCGCGAAAGGCCUCGGCGAGCGCGCGAUCAUCUUCAAGCACGCUCUGCGCAACUCGAUGAUUCCUGUGAUCACGAUCUUCGCAUCGAUCCUACCCAUCUUGAUCGGAGGCAGCUUGGUGAUUGAGGUCGUGUUCGACUUGCCGGGCAUGGGCGAGUACAUGUUCAAAGGCCUCUUGAAACGCGACUACAACAUCAUCAUGGCGACCAUGACGUUGUCCGGUGCGAUGACCCUAGUGGGCAUCCUGCUUUCGGAUAUCGCCUAUGCACUCGUAGACCCACGCAUCAAGUACUCCUGA